GGCGGAGCCCCGGUUUGUAAUCGGUGGCGUAGAGGGCCCGCGCCGACUGUCUUCCGCUCGAUGCGGAGCAGGUUCGGCAGGGACUGCCAUGAGCUGGGAGCUGCUGCUCUGGCUGCUGGCGCUAUGCGCGACCAUCCUGCCCCUGGUGCUGCUCUUCCUGCGGGCUGAUGCCGACCUGACGUUGUUGUGGGCCGAGUGGCAAGGGCGACGCCCAGGUGAGCACCCGCGGUGGCCCGGCCUCCACGUGGCGGUGGAGAGUCCUGAUCUCGCUGAUGAACAGGCACUGACUGGCAUGGUGGUGUGGGUGACUGGAGCUUCAAGUGGCAUUGGCGAGGAGCUGGCUUUGCAGCUCUCUAAACUCGGAGUCUCUCUGGUGCUGUCAGCCCGAAGGGAGCAGGAGCUGGAGCGGGUGAAGAGAAGAUGCCUGGAGAAUGGCAAUUUAAAAGAAAAAGAUAUACUAGUUUUGCCCCUUGACCUGACUGACACAAAUUCCCAUGAGGCAGCUACCCAGGCCGUUCUGCAGGAGUUUGGUAAAAUCGACAUUUUGGUCAACAAUGGUGGAAGAACCCAGCGUUCCUUAGUUCUAGAAACCAACCUGGAUGUCUUCAAGGAGCUGAUGAAUCUGAACUACUUAGGGACCGUGUCCUUGACCAAGUGCGUUCUGCCUCACAUGGUGGAGAGGAACCGAGGCAAGAUUGUUACUGUCAACAGUGUCGCGGGCAUCGCCUCCGUGCCCCUUUCCAGUGGGUAUUCUGCCAGCAAACAUGCUCUACGGGGUUUUUUCAUUGCCCUCCGAAGUGAGCUUAUCAAAUAUCCAGGUGUUACAUUUUGCAACAUUUACCCAGGGCCUGUGCAGUCCGAUAUUGUGAAGAACGCCCUAACUGAAGAAAUAAAUAAGCCCAUGAGAAAUAUAGACCAGAGCUACAAGAUGGCAACUAGCCGCUGCGUCCAUCUGAUGCUGAUCUCCAUGGCCAAUGAUUUGAAGGAAGUUUGGAUCUCUGACCAGCCUGUGUUGUUGGGGGCGUACAUGUGGCAGUAUAUGCCAACCUGGGCCCUUUGGGUAACCUCCAAGAUGGCGAAGAAGAGAAUCCAAAACUUUAAGAACGGAUUGGAUCCAGACUUGCCUUAUAGAUUCUGGAAGACAAAGAAGGAGUGAGACAACCAAUUGAGAUGU
Acomys russatus (golden spiny mouse) is the source of this 1174-nucleotide messenger RNA. Its product is annotated as dehydrogenase/reductase SDR family member 7. The record is from RefSeq and is a predicted model, not a curated record. The transcript has 7 exons. The coding region runs from base 89 to 1156 and encodes 355 amino acids. Gene Ontology annotation, molecular function: oxidoreductase activity. Lineage: Eukaryota; Metazoa; Chordata; Mammalia; Rodentia; Muridae.